This is a messenger RNA of Amphimedon queenslandica, 1684 nucleotides long. RefSeq names its product lysophospholipid acyltransferase 2-like. Gene Ontology annotation, cellular component: membrane. NCBI's taxonomy places the organism in Eukaryota, Metazoa, Porifera, Demospongiae, Haplosclerida, Niphatidae. Gene Ontology annotation, molecular function: acyltransferase activity. The record is from RefSeq and is a predicted model, not a curated record. Bases 17 to 1417 code for a protein of 466 amino acids. The transcript has 13 exons. Gene Ontology annotation, biological process: lipid modification.
UGCUUUCAGCCGUCACAUGACACGUGUUAUACAAGCCAUGGCAGGAUUUGCAGAAUGGUUGCUCUCUUUUCCAGUGGAUCAGCUAAAAUAUCUCUUCCUUUUGACCCUCUCGCUUUUCCUUGGCUAUGUAUUCCGAGUGUUUCUCUCCUAUCAAACCACGCCGCUGCAUGUAAGAUGGAUCUAUCAUCUUGUCCUGGGCUUCUCUUUCUGCUUGUUCUGUUUCAACGUUUGGGACACUCUGCUGGUUGUUUUCUUUGUAGGUGUGGCAUAUGUCCUUCUCCACACUCUGUCACUCAAGCAUAUUGUUUGGGCAAUGAUGGUUUAUGCAUUAUCUUUCACGAUAUUUGUCCAUUUCCUCUGCAUGAAAAGAAGCUAUGGUAGCUGGGACCUUAGUGUUACAGGACCAAUAAUGAUGAUAGCACAGAGGAUUACUUACGUUGCCUGUGAACUUUUUGAUGGUUUGGGAAGGCCUGAUGGAGAGCUCAGCGAAGACCAACGGAGAUUAAAAAUAACUGAAAGACCGUCCAUUCUCCAGUUCUUUAGUUAUACGUUCAGUUUUGUUGGUAUCCUAGCUGGUCCAGCUUGCUCUUAUAAGGAUUUUGCUAAUUAUAUUUCUGGUGCAAAUAUGAAGCGACUUGAUAAUCCUAACCGCUAUGCCAGGGCUAAAGAACACAAUCAUGAUCCCUCUCCUGCUCUGCCAGUCAUACUCAAAGCCACUCGUUCAAUACUCUGUCUUGUAUUGUAUUUGGCUACAAGUUCAAUUGUAUCAAAAGAUUCUUUACUGAAUGAGACAGGUCUUAGGAAGGUUAUCCUGACAUUUGUGCUGAUGCAUCACAUUCGGUUGAUGUAUUACUUCACUUUCAUUAUAUGUGAAGCUUCAUGCAACAUUAGUGGGUUAGGAUUCACUGGAUAUGAUGAUAAAGGAGAGGCCCAAUGGGACAUGGUCCAGGGAAUGAGUGUACUCAGUGUAGAAUUUCCAGUCAAUUUAAGAGAAAUGAUUGCCAGCUGGAACAUGAUGACAGUACAAUGGCUGAGAAGAUGUGUUUUUGAGAGAUCUCAAUUCAAUCCGGCUCUAUUGACAUUCAUUGUAUCCUCACUGUGGCACGGGGUCUAUCCUGGCUACCACAUAACAUUCUUCAUUUUCUACUGUGGCAAAACUGCAGCAACAAAAGUACGUAAGAAUUUCCGUCAUUAUUUUCAAGGCUCGCCGUCAUUGAAAGUGUUUUACGAUAUUUUAACUACGGUAUCAACUUGCAUCAUGAGAGAUGUAACAGUGAUCCCGUUCGUUUACUUAACAACUGAAGAGUUUGUGAAAGGAUGGAGUAAUGUAUUUUUCAUUCCAAUACUCAUCUGUUUUCUUCUUCUUCUUCUUCCUAACAAAUCUCGAGGGAUAAAUUCCAAAUCUCACAAGGAAUAGUCACCACACACUAUCAUCAUCCACUGACCAGCAAGACUAUAUACCUAUUGCUACCUUUAUCAUUAUUUUUGUUAUUUUUUUCCAUCAUAUGCACAUUCUUUGCUAUCAUAGAACAGUUAGUAAAUAUAAAUAUCACUAUACUAACUAAUUUUUUGUGUAUAAUACUUUAUCUAUAUCAUAUGUUAUGUGUCCACUAUUAUUACUAUCAUUAUUAUAGUUUUUUGUUAUUGAUUGAUCUUAGAGACCACAAAGAUAAUGAUGAAAUGU